AUUAAUGUUACGUUUUCUUCUUCAUAUACAUCACUUGUCGGAUUUUGAUUAACUUUAAGAAAAAGAAGGAUCCUUUUGUUGAUUUGGAUAUAACAAUUGCAUAACAACACCAAUAAUAACAAUAUUAAUUAAAACAGAACAGUAGCAUCAAUAACAACAAUACCAAAAAGAAAAACAUGGAUAUGAUAAAGAGAAUGACAUCUAGAUUCACUAAUUUCUAUGACGGAAAGCAUAAAUCUCAAUCUGCUUUGAAUGUGACCGUCUUUUCUGUAAAACCUGAACCACAAGAGAAUGAACCGAAACCUCAGUAUGAUCCACAACAUCCAAUGCAUGCUGAAUUUCCUUUUAUCCCAGACAGAGCCCGAAUAAUUAUAAAAGAUUGUUUACAUGAACAUUUAGAGGGAACAGUAUAUGAUGAAAAUACAGCAAAGAAGAAAGCCAUCCUUAUGAGUAACAUCAUCAAAAAUGAAGUCAAACAGCUGAACUUUUCACGUUACAAAUAUGUAUCCACAGUUCUAAUAGGAGAAAAAAAACGACAGGACUUGGCACUAAGCAGGAAGGUAUUGCAAUCAGCUGAAGAUGAUGGUUAUGCUGAAUAUGUAUUUGAAAACAGCACAUUAGUUGCACAUGGGGUGAUAGUGGCUUUUUACUGUGAAUGAUAUAGAAGCACUUGCACAUAAUCUUCAAUCAAAUAACGUUCUUUGAGGAGUUUGUUGUUAAUAAAAUUAUAUCAUUCUUAGAAA
Messenger RNA from Octopus bimaculoides (California two-spot octopus), 743 nucleotides. Its product is annotated as dynein light chain 2A. Lineage: Eukaryota; Metazoa; Mollusca; Cephalopoda; Octopoda; Octopodidae. Gene Ontology annotation, biological process: microtubule-based movement. Gene Ontology annotation, cellular component: cytoplasm; cytoplasmic dynein complex. The record is from RefSeq and is a predicted model, not a curated record. Gene Ontology annotation, molecular function: dynein intermediate chain binding.